Suhomyces tanzawaensis NRRL Y-17324 is the source of this 891-nucleotide messenger RNA. RefSeq names its product mitochondrial 54S ribosomal protein uL15m (gene MRPL10). NCBI's taxonomy places the organism in Eukaryota, Fungi, Ascomycota, Pichiomycetes, Serinales, Debaryomycetaceae. Bases 13 to 840 code for a protein of 275 amino acids. The record is from RefSeq and is a predicted model, not a curated record. The transcript has a single exon. Gene Ontology annotation, biological process: translation. Gene Ontology annotation, cellular component: mitochondrial large ribosomal subunit. Gene Ontology annotation, molecular function: structural constituent of ribosome.
GCGACAGGUUCAAUGUUCAGUCAAAUCAAGACAAAGGUCACGCAAAGCGUGUCCUUCCUCACACGUAAUGUGUCGUACAUGGGCAACUUGAAGCCAAACGACGGUGCCGUCGUCAGCUACAAGAGACUUGGUAGAGGUCCAGCUUCAGGAAAGGGUAAGACUUCUGGAAGAGGUCAAAAGGGUCAGAAAGCAAGAGGUAAGGUGCCUAGAUGGUUGGAAGGUGGUCAAACCCCAUACUACAAGCUUUUCCCUAUCAUAGGGUUCAAGAGACCUCACAAAAGAGUGUACUUCGAUCUUAACUUGGAGAGAAUCCAAGAGUUCUGGAACACUGGCAGAAUUCCUUUACAGGCUGGCGAGACCUUGACUAUAAGGACCAUGAAGGAGUGUGGCUUGAUCACCGGCACCAUGAAGGAUGGGGUUAAGAUUUUGGCCAACGGAAAGGAGGACUACAGCGUCCCAUUGAACAUCGAGGCAUCCAGAGCAUCGGACCAGGCCAUCCAAGCCAUCGAGAAGUUGGAAAAGUCCUACACCUCAGUAUACUUCACCAAAUUGUCAUUGGAUGCACACAUCAAUCCAGAACGUUUCUUGUUGAAGAAGGGCUACGUGCCAUUGCCUGCCAGACCUUCCCACAGAAGAGACAUCGAAUAUUACUCCAACCCAGCCAAGAGAGGAUACUUGUUGAAGGACAGAUCCUUGCUUUUGGACCAUCUCAAGAACGUCAGUGCCACCUACACCAAGGCUGAAAAGAAGUCUGCUUUGGAAAGACAAGCAGAAGUGGCAUCUCCAGCCAGAUUCAACGAGUUCCACGAGGGUAAAGUUGUUUCUGUAAACGAUCUUUAAAUAGGGUUAUCGACUUGUAUAUAAUAGAAUAACAUUGCGUAAUGACACGGA